Exophiala aquamarina CBS 119918 is the source of this 1821-nucleotide messenger RNA. RefSeq lists its product as uncharacterized. The record is from RefSeq and is a predicted model, not a curated record. Bases 1 to 1821 code for a protein of 606 amino acids. NCBI's taxonomy places the organism in Eukaryota, Fungi, Ascomycota, Eurotiomycetes, Chaetothyriales, Herpotrichiellaceae. The transcript has 4 exons.
AUGUACGACUAUCUCAUUGUAGGGGCCGGCCCUUCGGGGCUGUGUGCCGCAAGGACCAUUCUCCAGUGUGAGCCUGUCGCUAAAGUCAAGAUCCUUGAUUCAAACAAAACGGUGGGAGGAGUAUGGGCCGAAGAGAACCUGUACCCAGGGCUCAAGACCAACAAUGUCCGCGGCGGGAUUGACUAUUCCGAUUUCCCCAUGGAUGAUGCCUUUGGCAUUCCGGAGGGCCAACAUCCAACAGGGGAGGCGGUGCAUCAGUACAUACGAGCGUACGCCGAACGGUCGGAUCUCUUACGACUCAUCGAUUUCGAGACUAAGGUCCUCGAGAUCUCACGACUAGGCCUCCAGAAGGGUUGGACUCUCAAAGUCAGCAAUGGUACAAUGGGCGAGGUCCAGACCGAGAAGUUGAUCAUUGCAACUGGGGCUACGAAUGUACCUCAUCGACCCAGGAUCCAGGGCAUAGAGACCUUCAAUGGACCCGUAAUCCACUCCGGCGAGCUGGGAAAGCAGAGCGAGUCCCUGACCAAAGAUGCGUCGGUACAGACCAUUGCCGUUCUUGGAGGCGGCAAAUCCGCCUACGACGCAGUCUAUCUCGCUGCAACGGCCGGUCGCAAAGUCGAAUGGAUCAUCCGCAAGUCAGGGAAAGGGCCCGAGUGGAUUUUCCCCAGCCAUACCUAUCUCGGACCCUUCAAGGCUCUACGAGAAAAGCUUCCCGGUCGGAGAAUUGUAUCGGUGUUCAGUCCGACUCUAUGGAAGGAUGGAAUGGGUACGCUGAGGUAUUUCCUGCAUUUCACAUCGCUAGGCAAGAAAAUCGCACAGAAGUUCUGGGCAAAUCUCCAUCAAGCGACGUUGGGCGACUGUGGCAUGUUGAAGCACGAAGCGACGAAAGUGCUGGAGCCGGAAACAGGUCCCUUCUGGUACGGCACAGCAUCGGGAGUGCUAAGCUACGAGAAAGACAUCUACGACUUCCUCAAGAGCGGACAAGUACGUGUGCACCGAGAAGACAUCUCGCACCUCUCGGAGCGAACCAUCCACUUCAUAGACGAGACCACCAUCCACGCGGACGCCCUGAUCACCGCCACCGGCUUCUCCGCCAAACCCACCCUCCAAUUCACACCUGCCAGCACACACUCCGACCUGGGCAUCCCGUCGACCUCCCUCUCCCCGGAACAACACACCUUCUGGGACUCUCUAAACAGCCGCGCGGACCACACAAUCAACGAGCACUUCCCGCGCCUCCUCAUCGGCCCGCAUAAAUCCCCAUCCUCCAACGUCCCCCUUGCCAGCGCACACCCCUACUCGCCGACCCUCUACCCAGAGCUGAAUUACACUCCGUUCCGGCUCUACCGGGCCAUCGCGCCGCCGGGCCCAACGCGCGAGAACGACCACUCCCUCGUCUUCAUCAGCAUGUUCUCCAACCUCGCGAACACGCCGCGCUGCGAGAUCCAAUGCCUCUGGGCAUACGCGUAUUUGAACAACAAGCUGAGCAUCGACAGCGAAACGGUCUUCGACGAAGCGGCUCUCACGAAUCGAUAUGUGCGACACCGUGCGCCGUAUGGUCACGGACGGUUUUUCCCGGACUUGGUGUUCGACCAGUUGCCGUAUUUCGAUACCCUGUUGCAGGAUCUGGGGCUCAGGUAUUGGCGGAAAGGGUGGUUGGGCGCCGAGCUUUUCAGCGCAUACACGGCACGGGACUAUAGAGGGAUCACGGGGGAGUGGUUGGCGAGGAAUAGAGAUCUCACGGCGAAGGAAGCGUCUGAUGAGGCGGCUGUGGAGGCGCGUAAUGGCGAGACGCGGCCUUUGCUUGCCGCUGAUAAGUGA